CCCCCAAAACAACCCAAAACAUGCUCUGCCCCCCCAAGACCUUUUCAACGUUCCUUUUACCCCCAAAACCGCCCCCGAUUUUCUUCCAGCCCCCAAAACCAAUCCCCAGGCGUAACGCCGUUUAAACCCCGCUCGAAAUGCCCAAAAUACCCUUACGUUUAAAAUUCCCCGUUAUGAGUUACCUCCUCGUCCGUACCCUGUCAUCUCUCUCUUCUGCAAGCAAACCGACUCCAGAAACCCAAUUCAAAACCCUAGCCCUAAAUCAACCGACCCCAACUCAAACCGAAUCAAAGCAAAGGGAUCAAAAUGGCCGGCGAUUCAACCCCCAAAGCCAACCUCAAUGCCGACCACAGCGAAAGCGAUUACGCCCAGCGGUUCGAAAUCUCAGAAAGAGCCCAGACAACUGCAGUGCGGGCUGAAUCUGAAGCUCGGGCUGCGAUUGGUGAUGUUCUAGAGGACAUCGCAACCAGCCAUUCUCAUCCCAGAAGCCCGCCUCAAAAUUUAAGUGUAGGCCCACGCGAAGGUCUAGAGGGCAGCACCGGCACCACCGGCGCGUCCAACGAUGCCACUAGAGCGCUCCUUGGUCUACAGAGAGGAGAAGAAGAGAAGCACGUGGCAGCACCCAAAAGAAAAAGGGCAAAGCCAGCUAUUACGUUGCGGCCCACCGCCAGCUUCGGUGCCUAUCACGACUUCAUGCAGAAUUUGGUGACGCGUAUGGGGCCAAGGCAUUUUGCGGCCUACGAAGAUAGUGUAUUCAGACACUACGUCCAAUUUGGCCCACCUGGCGUCGAUCUUCCCACCUUUGAGCACAUUUUGAGUCAGUGGGACAAGAAGAGCAAAAAAUUCGUCUUCACCGAUAGGAAUGAUGGAGAAGAGAUCCCAUGCUCAUUCAACCUUGAGUGGGUAAUGGAGCAUACAUGGUUCUCCAAUGAGGGGCUUCAUGUUGACCACAAUCGGGACAGGAAAAAUAGGAUUUGGUCCAGGUUCUUUGACAAACCCGAGACGGGGGGUUCCAGCAGUAUAGCUCCCCCCAAAGGAGGCCCCACCAGACGCAAUGUGGAGGACCUGCUCUUGAAGCUGGUACUAUCUUCUGAUCGCCGAGAUGUGAAGGACUUUGUCCUGCUACAGAUCCUCUAUCAGCUGAGCAUGAUUUGGUGUCCAAGCAGUGUUUCCGGCGUUCCUAGGCAUUUAUUCAAGUACGUCGACAGCAUCGAACAGGUCAACAACACUGCUUGGGGGACCUAUAUAUUCAGUGAGACAUCUGACGCGAUAGAGAGGGCACUGAAGGGUCCUGAGCCAGGGAAGACGACAUUAUAUCUGCAAGGGUGUACCCCUCUAGUUUGUUUGUGGUAUUAUGAACUCACCGGCAUCAAGAAGCCAGCACUUGGUUGUACGGUGAGGCCUCCCCUGACAAAUUGGGUGAGACUUGGGCACGUUGCUGGUUCUUUGAGAUUGGCCACUGUUGUUGCGAAAGCAAGCAAAGCUACGAUAAAGCUUCCACAGCAACAUGGACAACUUCAAAGAAUCGAGGGAGGUUUUUGGGGGAAGGAGCAGGGGAUAGAGAAAGAGAAGAGGAGAGAGAGAGAGAAGAGGAGGAUUAAGGGUCCGGCUGCAGUAGACGCCGGCAGGGCUCGUGGCCCAAUAGACCUUCUUCACAAGAAGAAGAGGAGAGAAGAAGAUGACGACAUCCCAAUUGAUGCACUUGAUAUUGAUGAAGACGCCGAGCAGCCAAAUGAUGCAGUUGAGCAAAUGGAUUGGCCUCAGCAAGUUAUCUACUGGAAGAGCAUCGCGGCAAUGAACGAAUCAUUACGCCGCGAGAACGAGAAUAAAUUCAAGGGUAUGAUUGCUGCAGACCGUGUAAAGAUAAGUGCUCUUUCUGUGAAGGUGGCUAAGCUGUCUGCUCAAAAUAGAAGACUGAGAGAGGAACUAAGCGAAGCACGAUCCGGAACCCUCUCUGUAUACAAGGAUAAGAGCCCUACAGGAUUGGUGUCCAGCCCAUUGAUGGAGCCGCAAACUUGUACAGACACUCCAGGCACCGUGGGUGGCAUUGAUGUACAGUACGAUGGGGAUGUCAAUAAAUCAUUAUUAUUUGAUGAAGCUAAUAAGGAGAGCGAGGCCCCUCCAACAGGGAGGGCCUCUCCACAACCAUUGUUUUCUGUCGAACCUAUUGAAGAACGCACGUUAUGUAAUUAA
Asparagus officinalis (garden asparagus) is the source of this 2193-nucleotide messenger RNA. RefSeq lists its product as uncharacterized. The record is from RefSeq and is a predicted model, not a curated record. The transcript has 6 exons. NCBI's taxonomy places the organism in Eukaryota, Viridiplantae, Streptophyta, Magnoliopsida, Asparagales, Asparagaceae. The coding region runs from base 307 to 2193 and encodes 628 amino acids.